Molecule: messenger RNA, 2463 nt
Organism: Bipolaris zeicola 26-R-13
Lineage: Eukaryota; Fungi; Ascomycota; Dothideomycetes; Pleosporales; Pleosporaceae
Exons: 4
Coding region: 1-2463 (820 amino acids)
Biological process (GO): protein deubiquitination
Cellular component (GO): nucleus; cytosol
Source: RefSeq, a predicted model, not a curated record
AUGGAGGCAGCAGAUGUGGAGGCCAACAUCGACCUCUUGCUCAGCUUCGGUGCCGACCAGCUGGACAGAACUGAGGCCAGGCAGCUACUCGCGAAUCAUGGCAACAGCGUCGAAGCCGCCAUGGACAAAUACUUCAGCAGCAUGGAGCAACAAGGCGGUAUCUCGGUACUGAAAUCCCAUCUGCGCAACUCCCAGCCCAAGUGGGAUGAGACUGCUUUUGGAGGUGCCAUGUACGGUGCUGACGAUGCAACCGUUCCCAGUUUCAAUAUUGACUACGCUCCAGGACAUGACAACUACCCCCACAGCAAUGUCAAUAGCAGAGCACCCACGCGCCCGCCUUCUCGGACCAGCAUCGCCUCCAACCAAGCCCAGGCCGGCGACGCUCCAAUGCAGAGCAUAGAAGACCAAGAGAGUGGGGUCAUCGGCUCAAACUCCAACUUCAGGCCAGCUACUGGAGAUAAUUACGACACCUCUCAAUGGGCCUUGGUACCCACAACUACCGAGAUUAUCGCCGACCCAAUACCUAUCCAGAGAAAGCGCGAACAAGGUCAGCCCGCUAUCCUCAAGCCGUCGUCCAACUUCAACUAUCUGUCCAGUCUUAUUCCCAUCAUACAUUCAAUUCCGUUAUUUCGGAAUGCGCUACUAUGUCCCGGUAUAUUACAAGAGGACUAUUGGAUAGGUGAGGAUUGGUGGAGAGGCAAUCCAACCGAGGCUGGGCGCAUAUUCGAUGACAGCAUAGGCCGUUCAGAAGCUCACAACUUGGAGAUCAUCCACGAGGCACAGCGUCUCAUGGCUUUCCUCGACAACACGGACAGGAUCUAUGGAUCAGUGAAUGCCUUACUGCAGACCGAGGCUUGGGCAGAAAAUCAGUCGGCUGUCGAGGAUCCUGACGAUGACUUGCUUAAGUUCCUGGUCAUGUGGGGUUUUGCAGUACAGAGCCAUGUACCGAAUGUCGAGUUGAACGGUCUUCUUCGUUCCACUGUCAAUGUUGCGGGAACAACACAAGAAAGCUUUGCGCUCGACACCACUGUCACACGAGAUCAGUCUAGGCCCGACUUUAGCUUAUAUGAUGUCCUCGACGAUACGCUCUUUUCCUCAGCAGUCGGAAGCGCACACAUACGCGACGCCAGUAAUGUCCUCAUUAUCCGCCUGACCUCGUCAAAUACAGAGGCGUCCGAUCUUGGAUGUCGUGUACCAGCCACUCUCUAUGUCGACCGCUAUCUUGAGAAGAAUAAGCAUGUCAUUGACAGUAUGUACAGCGAUAUCAGAAAGCAUGAGGAACAGCUGAAUUCCAUUCAAAAGCAGUUGGAGAAGCUGAAAUACUAUACUCCAAAGAAGGCUGGUGCCAACAAAGUAGAAUCGCUGCAACUGCUUCGGACCAGCAUGACCAUAUAUGAACAUCCAGAGGGAGAUGAUUCACCCGAGGACGCACAGGUCUUAUCCCAGCUUCAAGACCUCUACAAAAGUAUUGAGGACAAGCUCGCAACACUUGAGAAACAGACUGAGCACACAAAGAACAUGAUUGUCGGUAUCUCUGGGAGAUUUAAGCCUCGCGUAGACGAUGGUGCCACGGACGACGAUACUGGGGACGCUACAGAUGGUGCAGCUAGGAGAGCUGCAGCAGAGUCUGUAGAGCCGGUCAAAAUUGAUUUCCCGGAAGGCCAGACACCAGAGGAUGCCAUGCACUACCCAUAUCAUCUCCAUGGCGUGGCCACUCGCCGUGACGUAGUCUAUGUGCGACACCCAGACAUCCAAUCUGAUGUUCCAGGCGCAAUGCAGUGGUGGCGAAUGCAGUAUGACUCUGAAUCCUCGAACCCAAUAAUAAGGCGAGACCGUCUCACACUACAAGAGGUCAUUGAGCGAGCGACUACCGAAUCUGCCUCGGCACUUCUUGUCUACGCCAACGAUGAUGCCAUGUCAGUCGAGCCUAUACCACUAGCAAAGCCCCUCCUCGAUUUCGUCAAACGCGACAAUCUCAACUUUUUGGAGGAGUUGCAAAAGAACGCAACAGGUUGGGAGGGCUACAACGAUUAUGACAAUGCCGGCCAGACAAGCUGGGACAACAGCACAGUGCGGUGGGACAAGCCUCCCGUAGGCGACUGGGUCGAGGACACUUUUCCCACAGACAACAACGAAUGGAGCCAAAUCUCCACCAAGGAACUACACAAUCGCGCUCGCAACGAUUCAAAUAUGAGUUCUGCUACUUUGACCCCAAACACAGAGGUCGAAGAUGACAACGACGCUUCUGGUGCCGCGACCCAGCCUAAUCUCGCCCGCCCCGCGGUUUCUCAACUCAGCAAUGCGAGUAGCGAGACCGUAGGCAGAAGCGAUGAUGCUAUGGAUGUUGAUACCCAGAAGUUGCAGAAUAAGGUUUCUUUCUCUGAUGUCGAUAUGCCGGAUGCGAUGGAUGAGGUCAAUGCACGGCACGGGAAGGGUGUGGAGGAGACGAAGAAGGGUAGUUAG